AUGUCCAGCUGGAACCGCGUCAUCGUGGAGAAGCCCUUUGGCCGGGACCUGGCGAGCUCGGACGCGCUCUCGGCCCAUCUCGGUGGCCUCUUCCAUGAGGAGCAGAUCUACCGCAUCGACCACUACCUGGGCAAGGAGAUGGUGCAGAACCUCAUGGUGCUCCGCUUCGGGAACAGGAUCUUCGGCCCCAUCUGGAACCGGGACAACGUGGCCUGUGUGGUCGUCACCUUCAAGGAGCCCUUUGGCACCGAGGGACGUGGUGGCUACUUCGAUGACUUCGGCAUCAUCCGGGACGUGAUGCAGAACCACCUCCUGCAGAUGCUCUGCUUGGUGGCCAUGGAGAAACCGGCCUCCACCAACCCCGAUGACGUGCGGGAUGAGAAGGUGAAGGUGCUCAAGUGCAUCAGCCCGGUGGCGCCGGAGGACGUGGUCCUUGGCCAAUACGUGGGGAACCCCGAGGGGGCACGAUGA
Nestor notabilis (Kea) is the source of this 471-nucleotide messenger RNA. It is a transcript of the gene G6PD, whose product is annotated as glucose-6-phosphate dehydrogenase. Gene Ontology annotation, biological process: glucose metabolic process; pentose-phosphate shunt, oxidative branch. The record is from RefSeq and is a predicted model, not a curated record. The transcript has 5 exons. Gene Ontology annotation, molecular function: glucose-6-phosphate dehydrogenase activity; NADP binding. The coding region runs from base 1 to 471 and encodes 156 amino acids. Gene Ontology annotation, cellular component: cytosol. Lineage: Eukaryota; Metazoa; Chordata; Aves; Psittaciformes; Psittacidae.